Molecule: messenger RNA, 1733 nt
Organism: Pleuronectes platessa (European plaice)
Lineage: Eukaryota; Metazoa; Chordata; Actinopteri; Pleuronectiformes; Pleuronectidae
Gene: trnt1
Product: tRNA nucleotidyl transferase, CCA-adding, 1
Exons: 8
Coding region: 131-1414 (427 amino acids)
Biological process (GO): RNA processing
Molecular function (GO): RNA binding; nucleotidyltransferase activity
Source: RefSeq, a predicted model, not a curated record
UGGUCGCAGCAGCCGCACGUUAGCGAAACACUUCCUGCCUAGAACGGCUAAUGACAGAAGCGACAACUACUACAGUGUACUCUCCAACACACGUGUGUGUGUUGUGCUCGCUCCACGUGUGAGCUGUCUGAUGUGGAGCAGGUUGCUGAGUCCUCGUGUGGUUUGCAGAUCUGGUGUCUGUUGGAGGAGUCUCUACACGAUGCAGCUGAAGACCAGUGACUUCCGCUCUCUGUUCACCGAGGGGCUGAACGGACUCGUAGAGAUAUUUGAGAAGAAUAAUCAUGAGCUAAGGAUAGCUGGAGGGGCUGUGCGGGACCUGCUGUCUGGGAAGCGGCCUGAGGAUGUGGACUUUGCCACGACAGCCACUCCAGAGGAGAUGAAGCGCAUGUUCCAGGUGGCUGGCAUCAGGAUGAUCAACAAUAAAGGAGAGAAGCAUGGGACCAUUACAGCAAGGCUACACAAUGAGAACUUUGAGGUGACCACCUUGCGUCUGGACGUUCAGACAGAUGGACGUCAUGCAGAGGUGGAAUUCACCAAAGACUGGCUAAGAGAUGCAGAGCGGCGAGACCUCACCAUCAACUCCAUGUUUUUAGGUCUCGAUGGCACAUUGUAUGAUUAUUUCAAAGGAUACGAAGACCUGAAAAACCGUAAAGUUCGGUUUGUUGGCAGCUCUGAGCAAAGAAUCCAAGAAGAUUACUUGAGAAUACUGCGAUAUUUCAGGUUCUACGGCAGGGUGGCUUUGGAGCCUGAUGACCAUGACCCUGAGACGCUGACAGCCAUCAAGGAAAACGGCAGAGGACUAGCAGCGAUAUCGGGAGAGCGGAUUUGGGUGGAGCUAAAAAAGAUGGUGGUUGGUAACCAUGCUGCUCAUCUACUGGAGCUGAUGUACAAGCUGGAACUGGCCCAGUACAUAGGUUUACCUCCAGAUGGCGAUGUUGAAGAGAUGAAGCGAGUGUGGCAGAAUGCCAAAGACUACUCUCCCAAGCCCAUGACCGUCAUGGCUGCUCUCUUUCACUGUCCAGAGGAGGUGGAAAAGAUGGAUCUCCGACUGAAGGUCUCAAGGGAGGAGAAGAAUCUGGCUCUGUUCCUGGUCAAACAUAGACGAGAGCUGUGCAAGAGCAAAGACGAGCCGCAGAGUCUCAAACCCUUCACUGACUUCAUCUUUGAUAGUCGGGAGCUGGAUGCUCAGAUUAAAGUGUGCGAGCUGCUGACGUAUCAAGGUGAGGAGAAGCUGCUGGCCGAGCUCCGUAGAUGGUCCAUCCCUCGAUUCCCUGUCAGCGGUCACGAUCUGAGGAGGAUGGGCAUCACGUCAGGCAAGGAAAUUGGGGCCACCUUACAGAAUCUCCGCGACAUCUGGAAGAAAAGCCGCUAUCAGAUGGACAAGGAAGAACUGCUCAGUCACGUACAGACUUAGACAAAGCAGAGCUGUGUUUUUUUUCUUUUUCCUUUUAACAAAUAGUCUGGACUCUCUCGGAAACUGUGCUGAUCACUGGUAUUGAUCGAGCAUUGUGGACAGAGGACGCCACAAGAACAGAGACAUGCACACCUAUUAAUGAAUGUAAUUGCAUUCUAAAUUACCGGAGGGCCUCUUGUGUUCAUCUGCAUCGCCAUCUAAAUCCGAAGAGCUCACACACAAUAUGCACUGAGCAUCGCAGCUGCCACAUUAUGCGAAAACAUGAUAUGGAAAACGGCAACUGAUUUCACCAUACGUGUCAUCACAGAGCUGCUGUUUC